AUGCCUGAGAACGACUCGGGCAAGCCUCAGUAUGCCCAGCCAGAAGACUUAUUAUGGGAUACGUACCUGCAGGCAUCUCAGGACGAGGACGCCGCACGCCCGAAGAACUGGGAGGGUAGCACGACAGGCAUCCUCACCUUUACUGGUCUAUUCGCCGCGACCGUAGCGGCGUUCAUUGUCGAGAGCUACAGGCUCCUCUCCCCCGACUCUGGUGAUCAGACCGUCCAACUACUCUCGCAGCUCCUCGUCGCGACCGCGAAUGCAUCCUCGGGCCUUCCAGUCGUCGUAACGACGCCCGAACCGUUCUCUACUCCACCCAUCGCCAUCGCUACGAAUGCCCUAUGGUUUACGAGCCUAUUAAUCUCUCUUAUCUGUGCACUGCUGUCAACUCUUGUUCAGGAAUGGUCUCGAGCCUACGUUCAGGACAUCAAUAGACGAAAGGUCCUUCACGAGAGCAUGCGCGAACGCGCCUUCAAUCACAUCUACAUCCGCAUGGGCGUCAAUCGGUAUGGCAUGGAUCAAUUCGUAUCCUGGAUCGUUGCGCUGGUGCAUCUUGCCGUCUUCCUCUUCGCAUGCGGGCUUCUUGUCUUCCUCUUUCCCAUUGACCACGUCGUGGCCGGCAUUACUACCGCGAUCUUCGGGAUCUUUGUGAUCAUAUAUUGUGUCGCCAGCCUGCUCCCUCUCCUUGACAAGAGCUGUCCAUACAGAACUCCAAUCACGUACUUGAUGGCCUUCGUCUACUGGUCUACGCUUCGAAGCUGGUUUCAUAGCGUCGUCUCAUGGUCGCGCCAUAAGCCCAAUGAUAUCGACCACCCGACACUCCGAGUUCUCCUCACAAGACAAUAUGUACGCGACAAGGAUGAAUCUCUGAAUCAUUUCCCAGACAGCUUCUUGACCGAUGCUCGAAGUUCAUUCAUGUGGGAGCACACGUUCCUCCAUAUAUCGCGAGACAACGAGGAGCAUCUUUUCAAAAUGUUACCUUUCUUCAUUGAGAAGCACCCAGAUAUAGAUGCUCUACUAAGUAGAUUAUGUGCCGAUGACAGACUCAUUGAAUGGUUUUCCUGGUAUCUUGAGCCAUUAUACCUUAUCUAUUAUUGGAUCAAACCCUCGCCAACACACAUCCCCUUAGAGAUAUUCUGGCUUGUGUCGGAUCUCUCUAGGAGGAUGUUCGCUUCAGAGGUUGAACACUACGCUGAUGGCCAUCAAGAGACUGUCGCACGCACGAGCUCGAAGCUUCUGCGCGUGAUUGGCCUAGUGUCUGGGAUCGCAGAAGUCGACGGGCCUGCUCAACUCCAGGCUCAGAUAUGCCUUGCGCAUGUAAGGAAAUCCCUUCUGAAACUGUGUCUGAAGGCGUCUACGAAGAUGCCGACUCUUCAGGAAGCGGAAGUGUCCACAUUAUUCGAAGAAAUACGCGACUGGAAUAACUUCGAGCUUAGGGGACGUCAUCCCUGCGCGAUUCUCCCUGUUCUCGUCUGUGGCAUCUUCUCCCAAUUGAGAUGGGAGCAUGCGAGCGGGUUAAUCUUGAUACCCUUGCAUGAUGACGAUUGUUGCAGAGGCUGGAAAAGUGUUUUGACCCCCGAAGGUCGCGCCCAUGUAGCAGCGUGCAACACCUUGACAGUCAUUGCACACAUAUUGUACUCCACCGACGAGCAAAGACAGCAUGACGGCUUUCUGACGUACACUGCCACUUUCAACACAGAGAGGUGGCUUGAGGAUGGCAUUGUCAUGCCAGGCGAUGACGCAAUGAAGAUGCCCUCCCCCGAAUUCGUGAAUGUUCUGCGAUUGGCCGGCCUCGACGAAUGGCUUGAGCCUGGGAGCACAUUUGAUACUCUACCUCGCGAUGGGCCUGAUCUAUUCCUCAAUACUCACCAUUCCGGCAGGGGUUGUAUCAACAUACUCCGAAAACUCGCAGAGUGCGUCAACUUUGGAGCAUACUUCGACCGCGCAGCAUCUGCCCAGCGUGGACCGCCCACGACUUUACCGAUCCUGGGCACCGACAACACCUUUGAGCAUUGUCAUCUUGCUCAACCGGCCGCAGACGUCUCAAAUGAAUCGGAGCCAAAAUCGCCGCACAACGCGCGAACCUCGACGAUAGGGGUCGUAGACGGUAACGUUGAAAGCGCCCGCAAACUGCUCGCGAACUCGGACUGUGGAGCCUUCGCCCUUGCUGCCGGGGAAGAUGCGGCUAUCAACUCACAGGGAGACCUGGUAAAUAAGGAUUUGGUCAGCGCUGCGGGAACGGCAGCGCAGCUUCAAGGCGAGCGAGACGAGGAAGAGAUGGUUAGAACUAGAGUACCCGAGCUGAGGACGGUCACCAUUGACCGUGAUCGUGAUGCGGUUACGGCGGAUAAAGGGGCUUCGGAUGGAGCGGCGACCGACACGAGAACGCGGGCAGAUGUCAAUACGAGUUAUGGCCAUGAAGAUAUCCGACGAGACGGAUAG
Peniophora sp. CBMAI 1063 is the source of this 2442-nucleotide messenger RNA. The record is from the annotation of a GenBank genome assembly. Lineage: Eukaryota; Fungi; Basidiomycota; Agaricomycetes; Russulales; Peniophoraceae.